GGGAAUCAGAUUGUAACACCCUGUGAAUAACAUAAUGGUCCUAAAACUCCUAAACCCGUUGUUGUUUUUGUUGCGGAUUGCAGAAUCACAUGGGAUUCACUGACCGAAACGCAUACAUUCUUUUUCGGAACCGGUCGGGCGGGUCGGGUCUCAUCGUCGAAGACAAGGAUAAACAAAAACUUCUGGAGCGAUAGCACGCGGUGGGAUGGGAUCUGUAAUUCUGUACGAAUCUGUAGUGAUCUAUACCAUUAGUGCAGACAUGUUCCGUUUUCCUAGUGGAGUCGCUACCUCACAGCGGCAAAACGAUAGACGAGGGGAUGAGGGGGGUAUCGACUCGCAAAUAACACAGGUUGGGCAUCUUCCCAGCGUAAGCGUAAUAUAUCAAUCAACGGCAAUGUGCAAUUGUGGUGCAAUAUUCAUCAGUUCAUCUCAAGUUCUACCAACCUUGGUAACCGACAAGGUUGUAAUCGAUUUUUUUAAUGUUGGUAGAAAGGUAGAACUAAGGAUGUAUUUAAGUUGGCCAAAUGCAUAUAUUGAUUUUGACAUUUAUCAUGUGAUUUUUCAGUUUGACGUUUGUGAUUUUCGAUCAUAUGACAGUUGGGCGAGGUGUUAUUUUCAUCUCGUGAGUUUCCUACAUUUUUUUGGUUCAUUCACGAAUAACACAAAAAAUAUGAAGGGGUGCCUCUUUAAUAUUGAUAACGGCUAUCUAGAAGGCCUAUGCCGUGGCUUCAAAUGUGGAAUCCUCAAACAAACAGAUUACCUCAAUUUGGUUCAAUGUGAAACCCUGGAAGAUUUAAAACUUCACUUGCAAGGCACAGACUAUGGAACUUUUCUGGCAAAUGAGCCCUCGCCCUUAUCAGUGUCCACAAUUGACUCAAAACUCAGAGAAAAAUUGGUGAUAGAGUUCCAGCACAUGAGGAACCAAGCUGUGGAACCCCUGUCCACAUUCCUAGACUUCAUAACCUACAGUUACAUGAUUGACAACAUAAUUUUGCUCAUUACUGGCACCCUACACCAAAGGCCUAUAGGUGAGUUGAUUCCAAAAUGUCACCCUUUAGGAAGCUUUGAGCAGAUGGAAGCUAUCCAUGUAGCUGCUACCCCUGCUGAACUAUACAAUGCAGUGCUAGUUGAUACACCUCUUGCACCAUUUUUUGUUGAUUGUAUCAGUGAACAGGACUUGGAUGAGAUGAACAUUGAGAUUAUUCGUAACACUCUGUACAAGGCUUACUUGGAGGCAUUCUGGAAGCUGUGCAAGGAAAUUGGAGGCACCACUGCAGAUGUCAUGUGUGAAAUUGUUGCUUUUGAAGCAGACAGACGUGCAAUCAUCAUCACUAUCAAUUCAUUUGGUACUGAGUUGAGUAAGGAUGAUAGGGCUAAGCUCUACCCACGUUGUGGGAAACUGUACCCUGAUGGUCUAGCUGCCUUGGCUAGGGCAGAAGACUAUGAACAAGUCAGAGCUGUUGCUGAAUACUAUGCAGAGUAUUCCAAGCUGUUUGAGGGUUCAGGAAAUAACCCAGGGGAUAAGACUCUGGAAGAUAAGUUCUUUGAGCAUGAGGUAAGGUUGAACAUCAAUGGUUUCAUGCAGCAGUUCCAUUUCGGGGUUUUCUAUUCAUAUUUGAAGUUGAAGGAGCAGGAAUGCAGAAAUAUUGUGUGGAUUUCAGAAUGUGUUGCUCAGAAACACAGGGCAAAAAUUGAUAACUACAUUCCAAUAUUUUAAAAAUAUAUUCCAUGUUGAAAUUGUAUGUUAGAUAAAUGUUGAGAAAUUCCCUUUUUGCCUAGUAUGAUUCUCUGUUGGAUUAUCAUUUUCCACAUGUAUUAUAUCAAUGUAUUUAAUCAUUUAAUUUUAAAUUUACAGAUAAUUACCUAUUUACUUUAUUUAUGUACCAUUUCUACUCUUGUUUUUAUUCACUGUUUUUUGUUUGAAAACAUUAGGUUAUUCUAAAUAAUUGUAUAAAAUAUUGUUGUAGAUAUUAUGUAAAUUUUAUCACCAUAUCAUUUUUGUCUGGAUUCCUUAAAUAUAUAUUUAUAAUGGA
Phaedon cochleariae (mustard beetle) is the source of this 2033-nucleotide messenger RNA. Lineage: Eukaryota; Metazoa; Arthropoda; Insecta; Coleoptera; Chrysomelidae. The record is from the annotation of a GenBank genome assembly.